AAAACAAUACAAAUCUGAUAUGAGCAUGACAGCUGUUGAGCCAUUAUGUUGUGUGAUAUUGUUUUCCACAUUGUAAAAUUCUUACACUGUAUUUACAUUGUUACAUAGUAAUCUAGUGUCUUAGCAUGCUACAGAGAGAAGAGGAGCUUAAUUUGUGUGUAAUCUCAUAUAGUCUUCCAAGUCUGUCUCACUGGACAAGACAUUAACUCUUUCUUUCAGAUCAAACAGACAAAUAACAAUAAAGCUACUAGCAUUUUUUCUAAAGCUUGAAAAGUAAGAUAUGUGGGGAAAGAGUUGCAGAGUUUUAACAUGACCGCCAGAGGGCGUAAUUGCCUCGCCUUAUGAGUUUUAUUUUCUAAACGUUGACCGGAAGUUCGUUUCUAUUGCCUUUGGCUUCAGUUAUUAUUAAACGCUAGUUUCUGUGUCAUGACUUUAGCUCGGCGUUGCGUUUUCAAACUCCAUAAUGCGACGUUACAUUCGUGCACUAAUGUUGUGCAUGGUGUUUGCCGUGUUUUCGGGCUUGUAUGUUUACAGUAAGCUGGUUUACUCGGACGUGCCGGUCGGAGGAAACGGACCGAAGAGGGGGUUCAUCCCACCGAGAGUCCUCGAAGACAGGCGAGGGGCCGCGGACAAAAGUGGGCCCCAAAGCCCACACUGGUACACUAGGUACAUCAUGCGUCAGCGGGGUCAGGUGGAGGCGGGUGGUGGCGACGGCGGCGUUCAGAGCAGACCUGAACCUCCCAUGCACCUGGCCGUGGUGGCCUGUGGGGAGAGGCUGGAGGAGACUCUCACCAUGAUCAAGUCUGCCGCGCUUUUCAGCAUCAAGCGCCUCUCCCUGCACAUCUUCACGGAAGACACGCUACACGCCAGCUUCAUAGAAGCUUUGGAAUCGUGGCCUGGUUUUAUUCGCUCCAGUUUCAACUACACAGUCUACUCCAUCAGCUUCCCCAGUGAGAACGCAGCCGAGUGGAAGAAACUCUUCAAGCCCUGCGCGUCUCAGAGGCUCUUCUUACCUCUGAUCCUAAAAGACAUCGACUCGAUCGUGUACGUCGACUCAGACAUCCUGUUCCUGCAGCCUGUAGACCGCCUGUGGGCGUUCCUGUCCCAGUUUAAUUCCUCCCAGCUGGCUGCUAUGGCACCGGAGCACGAGGAGCCCCGUAUCGCCUGGUACAACCGCUUCGCCCGCCACCCCUUCUACGGCAGGACUGGCAUCAACUCAGGGGUCAUGCUCAUGAACAUGACAAGGAUGAGGAACAUGUUCUUUAAGAAUGACAUGACGUCUGUGGGGCUGCGUUGGGAGGAGCUGCUGAUGCCUCUACUUCAGAAAUACAAACUCAACAUAACCUGGGGAGACCAGGACCUUCUGAAUAUUAUUUUUCACCACAACCCUGAGUGCUUGCUGGAGUUUCCGUGCCAGUGGAAUUAUCGUCCAGAUCAUUGUAUCUAUGGCAGUAAUUGUGUGUCAGCUGAAGAAGAUGGCAUCUACAUACUGCAUGGAAACAGAGGGGUUUACCACGACCACAAACAGCCUGCCUUCAGGGCUGUUUACGAGGCCAUACGAAAGUACUCUUUUGGUGCAGACCCAGUGACCUCGCUAUUGGAUCCUCUCGAAGAGGAACUGUUGAAGACGACACACACUUACUGUGGUAAAUCCCACCAGCUCUUCACCAAGAGACUGGCACACAGCCUUUCAAACAUCAACAGAAAGGCCCCACGUGGACAGUGAUGAAAAUGAAUCACAAUGAUGGGACAGAGGCCAAAAGAGAAAGCCUGUGCCUUAGCCUAACCUUGAAGACAAGGAACAGUGCUAAUUGUGACUGACCAUACACAGCAAGAAACUGGACGGUUUCUAAUCUUGCAAGCUGAACCCUGCUGUUCAAAGCAGGGGUUUUUAACUGAUAUACAAACAAAUGCAGCGCUGUAAACGUGUUUUUACCUGGCAAACUGUUCAAAAACAACAAACAUUAGUUGUUCAAAGAUGCAUAGACUACUUUGUGGACAACUGUGAGUGGAGCUUUUAGAUGAUGGUGAACAGCUGUUUAAAGCUCAAUAAGACAGUUGGGAUUGUCUCAGACUGAGACUAAUAACUGUUCACCUCUUGCAUGAUGUAAAUGCCUGAAGUCGACUGUAAAUGCCAGUUGGUCUUGUAGCAAAGUACUGAACUUAGCAGAGAAAAAUAUUUACUGCACAUGUAUAUUUUUCCCAGGGGUUUUUAUUACAGACUUUCACAACAUUCUAUAUUAUUUUUUCAACCAACAAGCAUCUAGUCUCUUCCAUGUAGUAAUGUUCUCCUUUCAGUGCCGUCUGGUUACUGACUAAAGGUGAAUACUCAUGGUGCGAAAGAUCUGUCAAAGUUUGGAAGAGUAGCUCUUGACUUUCCAUAUUGGAGAAUUUAUUUAACCUUGUGAAACACUCUUAUUAAAAGAGACAGAAAUCAUAUCAGAACUGGACAAAGGCUUUCAGCAGGGCUCAUUUUGAGAGAUGUAUGCACUUUUUUGACCUUCAGAAACCACUUCAUUACCAACAAGAUGGAAGAGAAGUCAUUUCAGAGAACAUGCAUGGAAAAAUAAUAAUUUCAGUGUGAAGUGUAAACGAUUUCUGGAAUAGUUUUUCAUAUGUGAUUUUCUACAGUGGCAGUUGAGCAUAUGAAACUUCUAUCGGAGUACUGCUUUCCCGAGUAAACGUUUUAUCCUAUUCUAUGUUAUUUUAUCUGUUACACAGGUUACCUUCAAACAAGCAAAAUGGGGUGAUUACAUAUGUGUUGUUCACAUAUGCAGGUGCCACCCCCACUGAGCAGACCAUUUUUAUGUCGUAUAAUGUCAGUCUACAGUUUUGUGAUGUCAGGGCAUGUGACCCUACACAGAAGUUUGUUUUUGUAAUGAAUAUGAAUGAAUGAAUACUAUUGAAUAUGCGAAUAAGCUACAAGUUCCUCUCCUGAUGCCAAAGUAUUUCUUUUUAUUACUAUAAUUAUGGGUUUUGCACCAUUGAAUGUAUUUUUAACACUAAUGGUUAAAAUCAAAAUGUUAUUAUCAGUGCUUAUGUUGGUAUGGUUCCAAUGUAAGAAUAUCCUUUAUGAUGUUUACUUGUUUGUAUGUCAUGGUGUUAAAAAAAAAAAGAAGAAAUUGCAGUGUUUGUUUUUACAUUAAAGAUCAUUUCAGUUUUGUGGAA
Molecule: messenger RNA, 3168 nt
Organism: Siniperca chuatsi (mandarin fish)
Lineage: Eukaryota; Metazoa; Chordata; Actinopteri; Centrarchiformes; Sinipercidae
Gene: gxylt1b
Product: glucoside xylosyltransferase 1b
Exons: 7
Coding region: 464-1726 (420 amino acids)
Biological process (GO): protein O-linked glycosylation via N-acetylgalactosamine
Molecular function (GO): UDP-xylosyltransferase activity
Source: RefSeq, a predicted model, not a curated record